AGCGUGCAUUGCGCGAACUAGCAAACAUAUGAGUGGAUCUGAGGAAUGAAAGCAGAUGACGUUUGAUUCCUUACAAUCAUUUCAAUAUUAAUAAAUCAACUAUUUAUUAAUCAGCAGUAGCAUCGGAGGUAUCAUCCAUGACGCUCCCACUACAUUAAACUGGUUUAGGUUGUGUCAUCAUGGCGUUCCCUCAGACCAGACCUCAGGCUCCUCAGCUUCCUCAGCAUCUUCUCAGGACCAUCGAGUGUCAGCAGGGAGCUGUCAGGGCGGUUCGCUUCAACGCUGAUGGGAACUACCUGAUGUCCUGUGGCAGUGACAAGUCUCUGAAGCUGUGGAGUGUGAGCACAGGGACCCUGCUGAAGUCGUACAGCGGCCACGGGUACGAGGUUCUGGACGCUGACGGCUCUUUUGACAACAGCUUGAUUUGCACCUGCAGCUCGGACAAGACUGUGAUCCUCUGGGACGUGGCCACGGGACAGGUCACACGCAAACUCAGAGGUCAUGCCGGGAAAGUCAACUGUGUCCAGUUUAACGAGGAGGCAAAUGUAAUUUUCUCUGGGUCCAUCGAUGGGACCGUUAGGUGCUGGGACGUCAGGUCCAGAAGAUAUGAGCCCAUCCAGGUUCUGGACGAGGCCACGGACGGCGUCAGCAGCCUGAAGCUGAUGCAACACGAGCUGCUCACAGGAUCUGUGGACGGCAGACUGAGGCGCUACGACCUGAGGAUCGGGCAGCUGCACGUGGACUUCAUCAACAGUCCCAUCACGUGCGUUUGUUUCAGUCAAGACGCUCAGUGCACGCUGAGCUCCAGUUUGGAUUCAACGCUCCGACUACUGGAUAAGAGCACCGGGGAAAUGUUGGGAGAGUUUACAGGACAUAAGAUGAAGGGCUACAAGCUGGACUGCUGUCUCACCAGUAAAGACACACAUGUCCUGAGCUGCUCUGAGGACGGACACGUCUACUGCUGGGACCUGGUCGAGGGCUCUCUGACCUUGAAGCUGUCCGUGGGACAAGCUGUGGUCCAGUCGCUGUCCUUCCACCCCACAGAGACGUGCCUCCUCACCGCCAUGGAGGGGCGUGUCCAGGUGUGGGGGGCGGAGCCAAAGGAGACGGAGGAGGACGUGAUGGACACGUAGUCUAUGGACUUUCUGUUGUGGUUGUUGUUCUUCUGGAUGUGAAUCUAUAUUUAGUCCAAGACGGAUUCGUUUGUCUUUGAGAAACAAUCCAGGACUUAGAUUUUUGUAUCUUUGUAUAUUUCUAAUAAAAAAAAAACCUUGAGUAUAAA
Molecule: messenger RNA, 1282 nt
Organism: Pleuronectes platessa (European plaice)
Lineage: Eukaryota; Metazoa; Chordata; Actinopteri; Pleuronectiformes; Pleuronectidae
Gene: wdr83
Product: WD repeat domain containing 83
Exons: 10
Coding region: 180-1133 (317 amino acids)
Biological process (GO): mRNA splicing, via spliceosome
Cellular component (GO): catalytic step 2 spliceosome
Molecular function (GO): protein binding
Source: RefSeq, a predicted model, not a curated record